GCUGAAUAUAAAAUGAUAUCAUCAAGACUCUUGAGAGCUAAAAACAGAGUCCCAAAGAGACUCUUUGGAACUACCAAUAAGGACGAAACCGAUAGGAACAACAAGUACUUGGCAGCCACUUAUGAUGUGUGUGACUCAGUCAUCUCAAAAGCAAAUGGAAUUUAUGUAGAGGAUGUUGAAGGACACAAAAUGCUCGACUUCCAUUCAGGAUAUAGCUGCACUAACCAGGGACACUUACAUCCAAAGAUCUUGCAGGCUCUAUAUGACCAGACUAAGAAGCUGACUAUGGCUAGUAGGAUUUUCAAUACUGACAUUUCUGGAGAGUUUGCUCAAUUUAUCAGCGAGACUUUCGGAUAUGAGAAAAUGGUUCCAAUGAACUCAGGUUCUGAAGCCUGUGAGUGUGCAGUUAAAAUGGCCAGAAGAUGGGGAGUAAUGUCCAAGGGUAUUGAUAACGAUAAAGUCACUGUUAUUACUACUCAUAAUUGUUUCUGGGGAAGAACCAUUGUCUCUAUGAGUGGAUGCAGUGAUCCUAAUAGAUAUUCAAACUUUGGACCUCUUGUCCCAGGAUUCGACAUGGUUCCUUUUAAUGACCCAGAUGCUUUGGAGGAAAAGCUGAAAGAAAAUCCCAAUAUUUGUGCCUUCAUGAUUGAGCCAAUCCAAGGAGCAGCUGGAGUCAUUGUCCCAGACGACGACUACCUCCGAAGGGUGCAGGCUCUCUGCAGAAAAUACAACGUGCUCUUCAUUUGUGAUGAAGUGCAGGCCGGACUUGGAAGGACCGGAUACAUGUUGGCACAUCAGUUCGAAGAAGGUGUCAGACCAGACAUCGUUACUUUGGCGAAGGCUACGACUGGAGGAGUAUUGCCAUUAAGUCUAGCUCUUGCUGAUAGCCAUAUCAUUGACUUGCUCGGUAAAGGCCAGCACGGAACCACCUACGGAGGUAACGCCCUCGGAUGUGCUGUUGCUAAAGCCGCCAUCGAAGUCAUCAUCGAAGAAGACUUGUGUGAGAGGUCCAGAGUCAACGGAGCCUUCUUCCACAAUUUACUUGAGAGCCUCGACACCCCUGUGAUAAAACUUGUCAGAGGAAGAGGCCUCUGGUACUCACUAGUGAUUGAUAGACCUGGCCAGGCCAAGGAGUUCUCCGAAGUUCUUGCUAAGAACGGACUUGCAUGCAGAAACACUGACGGAGAGUCACUGAGGUUCGCUCCUCCAUUGACCAUCGAGAGAGAGCAGCUGGAGCAAGCUGCAGAGAUCAUCUUGAAGACCUGCAAGGAGUUCGAGUAG
Molecule: messenger RNA, 1281 nt
Organism: Moneuplotes crassus
Lineage: Eukaryota; Ciliophora; Spirotrichea; Euplotida; Euplotidae
Source: the annotation of a GenBank genome assembly